AUGCUACACAAAAUUGGUGGUGCAAUUGUGGAAGAGGAAAAGCUAGAACUUAGGAGGUUGAAUCAAGUCAAUAGCUCUUACAGAGAUGGCGACGACGACGACGACGACGACUACGAAUUUGCUGACCUGAUCAACUUCCUCUACGAUAUUUUCGUUGACCAUUCAUCCGAUGACGAAACAGCGACGACGUCAACUCUGUGGGCAUGGUGGAAGACGAAACCAUUGAGUGUACUUAGUACUUCAAGGAGGUCUUUCUAG
Messenger RNA from Rodentolepis nana, 258 nucleotides. The record is from the annotation of a GenBank genome assembly. NCBI's taxonomy places the organism in Eukaryota, Metazoa, Platyhelminthes, Cestoda, Cyclophyllidea, Hymenolepididae.